GAGGAUGGAGCUGUCUGUCCGGCUGGUGGUGCUGCAGCAGCUGUGGGAGGGCUGCGGGGUCAGCACGGUGCAGCAGGGGGGGCAGCAGCUGGGGGGGCUGCUGCUGCUCUGCCUGGCCUGCAGACUCUGCUUCAGACUGGGAGGUGAGUCCACUGUGAAGCAUGUGUUGUCCGUGCUGGCGGGGGUGUAUGGCCUCUUCCUGUUCUUCCAGCUGCACAUGCUGUGGGUGCUUCUGCUCAGUGUGCUCUGCUACCUGGUUCUGCUCCUCAGCCGACACUCCAGCAGCAGAGGAGUCUUCCUCUCUGUCUUCAUCCUCAUCUACCUCCUUGUUGGGUGAGAAA
Messenger RNA from Notothenia coriiceps (black rockcod), 341 nucleotides. Its product is annotated as protein-cysteine N-palmitoyltransferase porcupine-like. The record is from RefSeq and is a predicted model, not a curated record. The transcript has 2 exons. NCBI's taxonomy places the organism in Eukaryota, Metazoa, Chordata, Actinopteri, Perciformes, Nototheniidae. Bases 5 to 337 code for a protein of 110 amino acids.